CACAGUUUUAACGAAUUGCUCUAGCUAGUUUCUCAUGGUUUGCUUGAUCGCGUCAAAGAGGCUACUGUAUGCUAACUUGCUGUUUAUGAGAAUUCGAUCUCGAUCAGGAAUAUCGCUUAAAGCUAAUUAGCACACGUACGAUGCUCUCCUCAGCUCUCAUUCCAUCCAGCAGGUAACGCAGGAGCUCCUGACUGUCCUGCUGCUGGAAGCCUUUGAAUCUUGCUGCCCUGCACACACACACACACACACACACACACAGAAAAUCAAGCUAGUUUCACAAACUAGACUUAUCUAACUGCGCUGAAACAGGUGCUAGUUUCUCCGAGCCAUACUUUUUACACACUUGUGUGAAGAGCUCACGCGGUGUCACCACGCCUUUUUUGGUCUCCUGGAUUUCAUUGAGCAGCUGGCACAUGGUCAGGGUGAGAGAGCCGGGUCUCGGCAACCGCACCUGCAAAGGAUCCUGAGCAGUGAGAGAUCAGAUUAGAUCAGACUGCAGUUGAGUGUCAGGAUAAAUGGAUCAGACUGAGCACGCAGAGGCUCAGCUGGCUGAAGUUGAGCUGCUGUUGAGUAUGUUCCCCAGCCAGGAGGAGCUGGAGGUGGAGCAGAUUGCGUAUGCAGAGCUCAGGGCUUAUGUGGAGGGAGCAGCGGACUGUCCACCAAACACCAGACCUGAACUUUGUGUCAAGAUCCGGACACACACCGGGGUGGACGUUUCGCUCUCGUGCACGUACCCGUCCGACUAUCCAGCAGUGCCGCCUGAGAUCGUAGUCAGUGCAAUGUGUCGCAGAUGCGGCGCGUUGAGCCGGGCGCAGCACGCCCGCAUCGUCUCCGAUCUGCGCUCGUACCUGCGCGAGAGCUGCACAGGCGACGUGUGCGUGCUGUCCGCCGUCGACUGGGUCAGAGAUCACACGCACGAAUACCUCGAGGAGGAGGACGACAACACGAAGGGGGCGGCAGAAACGCAGUGCACCGAGACCUUCACCAGACUGUGGAUCUACAGCCAUCACAUCUACAACAAGAGCAAGAGGAAGAACAUCCUGGAGUGGGCCAAAGAGCUGCAGCUGAGCGGCUUCAGCAUGCCGGGGAAGCCCGGGGUCGUCUGUGUGGAGGGUCUCCAGGCCGCCUGUGAGGAAUUCUGGGCAAGGGUGAAGGUCCUGACCUGGAAGCGCAUCAUGAUCCGUCACAGAGAGGACAUCCCACUGGGUCCCGCCGGUCAGAGCGCAGAGUCGCUGCGCCGGUUCGACGGCUUCGAGGAGACCGCGUUCGAUCCUCACGGGAACAGAGGGAACCACAUGGACCUCGGGCAGCUCUUCCAGUUCCUCAGCGAGCGAGGCUGCGGCCAAAUCUUCCAGCUCUACUUCGGAGUCGAAGGGAGAUGAGUGAGGACUCUCCAUAACACGCAGGUUUUACAAGAGUAUGUGUGUGAUGAAUGAUGAAGCACUUCGGUUUUUAAGCACGACGCCAUUUCCAUGUCAUACAGAAUAAACGGUUAUAUAUAUGUCUGUCUAUCGUUUUUUUUUUUUUUUUUUUAAAGGAAAGGUCCGGACCGGAACCCGACACGCUCUUCAACUGUUACAGCCUCAUUAGAAUUGACAGAGACGUGUCGGCCAUAUUGUUUAAAUGGUAAAUGGCGCACUUAUAUAGCGCUUUUAUCCAAAGCGCUUUACACUGGUUCUCAUUCACCCAUUCACACACACACCACACACACACACACACACACUCACACACCAAUGGUAGCAGAGCUGCCUUGCAAGGCGUUAACUUGCCAUCGGGAGCAACUCGGGGUUCAGUGUCUUGCCCAAGGACACUUCGGCAUGUGGAGUCACGUGGGCUGGGAAUCGAACCGCCAACCCUACAUUUAGUGAACAACCUGCUCUACCACCUGAUCCACAGCUGGCCAAAUUUCCACGUUUAUUUGAUCAUUAUCGCAGUUCAAACUUU
Messenger RNA from Ictalurus furcatus (blue catfish), 1944 nucleotides. It is a transcript of the gene rwdd2b, whose product is annotated as RWD domain containing 2B. NCBI's taxonomy places the organism in Eukaryota, Metazoa, Chordata, Actinopteri, Siluriformes, Ictaluridae. The transcript has 5 exons. The record is from RefSeq and is a predicted model, not a curated record. The coding region runs from base 516 to 1382 and encodes 288 amino acids. Gene Ontology annotation, molecular function: protein binding.